Molecule: messenger RNA, 1683 nt
Organism: Tarenaya hassleriana
Lineage: Eukaryota; Viridiplantae; Streptophyta; Magnoliopsida; Brassicales; Cleomaceae
Product: pyruvate dehydrogenase E1 component subunit alpha-3, chloroplastic-like
Exons: 4
Coding region: 192-1481 (429 amino acids)
Biological process (GO): pyruvate decarboxylation to acetyl-CoA
Cellular component (GO): intracellular membrane-bounded organelle
Molecular function (GO): pyruvate dehydrogenase (acetyl-transferring) activity
Source: RefSeq, a predicted model, not a curated record
ACGAAGUGGUGAAGGAGACGGGGGUGAGUGAGUUUGCGUGUACAAGAGAGCAGUGUUUUUCUGUAGUUAGGAAGGAGUUUGGUUCCCUGCCUCACUUCAGCCACUUGUUCUUUUUCCCUCUCUCCUCUCCCUCCAUUUUCCCAGCAUUUCUCUCCCUUUCUCGCCUCCCAAACACCCCCUUACGAUCCCAAAUGGCCACAUCCUUCUCAGCUGCGAAGCUUACCGCCAUUUUCCCUCUCCAUGGAUCUUAUGACAACCGCCUCUUCGAUCCGAUUCGAUUGCCCGCCUCCUCUUCCUUCCUCGGAUCCUCCCCCAAAUUCUCCCCAAAUUCGUCUCUCAGACUCAAUCGCGCCAUUUUCGGCCGUCGAUCUGCCGUCGCCGCCGUCUCUGAGGUCGAUAAGGACAAGAAAUCAAAGAACAAUCUCUUGAUCACAAAAGAGGAAGGCUUGGAGUUGUAUGAAGACAUGGUGCUGGGAAGAGCGUUUGAGGACAUGUGUGCUCAAAUGUAUUACAGAGGGAAGAUGUUUGGCUUUGUGCACUUGUACAAUGGGCAAGAGGCUGUCUCAACUGGGUUCAUCAAGCUCCUGACACGGACAGAUUCUGUCGUGAGCACAUACAGAGAUCAUGUCCACGCCCUUAGCAAGGGAGUUCCUGCUCGUGCUGUGAUGAGUGAACUCUUUGGCAAGACCACCGGUUGCUGCCGAGGCCAAGGUGGGUCCAUGCACAUGUUCUCCAAGGAACACAAUCUGCUCGGUGGGUUUGCUUUUAUCGGCGAGGGAAUUCCAGUGGCCACUGGCGCUGCUUUCACCUCUAAGUACAAGAGGGAAGUCCUGAAAGAGAACUGUGAAGAUGUCACUGUUGCGUUUUUCGGGGAUGGGACCUGUAACAACGGACAGUUCUACGAGUGUCUGAACAUGGCUGCUCUCUGGAAAUUGCCCAUCAUUUUUGUGGUGGAGAAUAACCUGUGGGCGAUCGGGAUGUCCCAUCUGAGGGCGACUUCUGAUCCUGAGAUAUGGAAGAAAGGCCCGGCUUUCGGAAUGCCCGGUGUUCAUGUGGAUGGAAUGGAUGUCUUGAAGGUGCGGGAAGUGGCUAAGGAAGCAGUGGCAAGAGCCAGGAGAGGAGAAGGCCCCAGUUUGGUGGAAUGUGAGACUUACAGAUUCAGAGGACAUUCUUUGGCUGAUCCCGACGAGCUCCGUGAUGCAGCUGAGAAAGCGAAGUACGCAGCCAGAGAUCCGAUCACUGCGCUGAAGAAAUACAUGAUAGAGAAGAAGCUGGUGAGUGAAGGGGAGCUGAAGAAGAUAGAGAAGAGGAUAGAUGAAGUGGUGGAGGAGGCGGUCGAGUUUGCAGACUCAAGCCCACAGCCACCACGCAGUCAGUUGCUAGAGAAUGUCUUUGCCGAUCCCAAAGGGUUCGGAAUCGGUCCUGACGGUCGCUACAGAUGUGAGGAUCCCAAGUUCACGGAAGGUACCGCUCAUGUCUGAAGAAAGGAUACUCAUUCUUCUUCCAUUCUUAAAGACCAAAGCCGAGAUAGUUCUGUUUUGUCUCAUGAUGUUCUUUUUCUCUCUAAAUGUUAAAUUAAGUGCUGCCAGGAAAAAAAAAUCUUUGGAUGUUUAGAAGCUUAGUGGGGAGUUUUGACUUGUAAAAAAGAAUUCUUUUCAGAUAUUUAAAGAAAAAAAACUCGUA